This is a messenger RNA of Pseudophryne corroboree (corroboree frog), 4252 nucleotides long. RefSeq names its product euchromatic histone lysine methyltransferase 2 (gene EHMT2). The record is from RefSeq and is a predicted model, not a curated record. Gene Ontology annotation, biological process: peptidyl-lysine dimethylation; negative regulation of transcription by RNA polymerase II. Lineage: Eukaryota; Metazoa; Chordata; Amphibia; Anura; Myobatrachidae. Gene Ontology annotation, cellular component: nucleus; chromatin. Gene Ontology annotation, molecular function: p53 binding; zinc ion binding; histone H3K9 methyltransferase activity. The transcript has 28 exons. The coding region runs from base 161 to 3556 and encodes 1131 amino acids.
AAGACGUCCGUGUCCCGGGCAACCAGAGAGCCAAUCCCGUAGCGGCUGGCCGUGCUGUAGCAGUCUGGACCGCCGGAGGCUGAGGCGGCCAAUCCGGAGAGCCGGCAGCCGGAUGUGAGGUCAGGAGGCAGACAGGAAGUGCUGUGUGCGCUGAGGAGCGAUGGAGGCGGCGGGAGAAAGAGCCCUGCCUGCAAGGGAGCCUGACAGAGACACCCCCCAUGAAAAGGAAGCCAUGGGAUUGUCUGCAAGCACAAACAGGGGUGAUGCUGAAGUGAUCCUGGGUGCCUCCCCUGCAGACCUGGCAUCUGAGGAGGAGAAGAAGGAGGGCACUGAGAAGGAGAACAUGACCUUUUCCCCUGUUGCACGAGGGCUUACUGGCCAUGCUUCCAAGUCCCUCCCAGCGCCUCCAUCGUUGUCGUCCUCACCUGUGUCCAGCAGAGCCAAGAUGUCUCUUACAGGGGCCGGAAAGUUGCCUCACACCACACAAAGCCUGGCCAUGCGAUUGUUGAAUAUAAACAGGGACGGUGCAGACAAAGUACACCGCGCCAGGAAGACCAUCCCUCGGGCCGGCAAUGUGCCGGGGGAAGGGGUGUUCUUUCCAGACGGAGAGCGUGUUAGGAAGGAUGUUGACUCCGAGAAGAGAGACAGUCCAGAUUCCACACAGAGGCGGACUGGCUCAUCCCAGAUUACCGAGACACCUGCCACCAAGUCCAAAGAGGCUGAAGAACCUUCAGUGACUCCCUCCCCUGCUCCUGGGUCCUCCCGGGUCACUGAUGGGGCGGAUCCUGAAGACUGGGAUCCAGAGGUCGGGACAGAGUUUAGCCUUUACUAUGACAGUUUUUCUGUGGAGGAACAAGGGGAUAGCGACAGCAAGGAUGAAGAUGAUGAUGAGGAAGAGGACGGGUCUGGGAACCAGUCAGAAAGAAGCUCCAGUAGCCUGAAGAAGAAAAGUAAAAAGAAAUGGAAGAUGGACAAAGCCUGGCUCAAACCAACACGAAAAAGGAAGAGACGGGAGAGGGAGAAACCUGGAGGAGCUGUCAGUUCCGUGGGGGGAUCACACAGUGAGUACACAGAGGUGCCUCUGGGAUCCUUGGAUCUGCCCAGCGAGGGGGCUUUGUCUCCCAACAACACAGGUGUGUGCAAUGAAUCCAGCUCCAUGGACACAGAGCGUUUUGAGGAACUCCCUCUGUGCAGCUGUCGUAUGGAGGCUCCUAGCGUGGAGAGAGUCUGUGAGCAGGCCAACAAUAUGUGUAUGGCCACAGAGAGCGUUGAUGGAGAGCUGAAUGGAUGCAACGUUCCCAUCAUGAAGCGGGAGACCAUGCGGCCAUCGAGUAGAGUUCCUCUCAUGGUCCUGUGUGAGAAUCACCGUGCCUGCAUGGUUAAACAUCACUGCUGCCCGGGCUGUGGUUACUUCUGCACAAGUGGAACGUUUUUGGAGUGCCAUCCGGAUUUCCGGAUUAAUCAUCGCUUUCACAAGGCCUGUGUCUCUCCCCUGAAUGGUGUCAUAUUCUGCCCGCACUGUGGGGAGGAUGCUUCGGAAGCGGAGCUGAUCACUAUAGCAAAGGCGGACAUCCCAGUGCCCGUUCCUGCACCACCCCAGCUAGAUGGCAGUGGCACAGGAAGGGCUGAUACUACACAACCCAGCGCCAGAAUGAGCGGUGUAGGUGACUGCAAACGCUCUCUGCUAGAUGAUUCAGGUAUCAACGGAGGAGUCACCGGUCCCUCUGUCCUCCUUCCGUCUGGAGUGUCUCUCAGUGCAGCCGGUCUGCCACCUGGUCCUGCCCGUGAAGCCCUUGAGAAAGCCUUAAUGUCCCAGGAGACUGAUAACUUAUCUCAGCAGAAGAGAGAUCGCAGGAAGAAAAUCCGCUACAACUCGCGGCAGCUGUACCUAAGUGUGAAGGCAGGAGAGCUGCAGAAAGUCCUGCUCGUGCUGAUGGAUAACCAGGAUUCUAGUUUCCUGAACGAUCAGCAGCUGAAGAGGAGUCCGCUCCACGCAGCUGCACAGCGAGGAAGUCUGGAGCUGUCUCACAUCCUUGUACAGGCUGGUGCCAGCAUCAAUGCCACUGACAAAGUUCUGCGUACCCCUCUCCUAGAAGCUGUUGUCAACAACCACUUAGAGGUUGCCAAAUAUUUGGUGCAAAACGGAGCAUGCGUGUACCACCAGGAGGAGGACGGUUCCACCUGUCUUCAUCAUGCAGCCAAAAGCGGAAAUCAGGAGAUGCUGAGCUUCCUGCUGUCUACGGGUCAAGUCAACGUGAAUGCCCAGGAUAAUGGUGGCUGGACACCUAUCAUCUGGGCUGCUGAACACAAGCACAUAGAUGUGAUACGUAUGUUGCUGAUGCGGGGGGCUGAUGUCACCCUGGAGGAUAAUGAGAAAAACAUCUGCUUGCACUGGGCGUCCUUCACCGGCAGUACUGAGAUUGCGGAGGUUUUGCUCAAUGCGCAGUGUGAUCUUCACGCGGUUAAUUUCCACGGCGACACUCCCCUGCACAUCGCUUCCCGCGAGGGCUUCAUCAACUGCGUCAACCUUUUCCUGUCACGUGGGGCUGACACAGAGGCCCGGAACAACGAAGGGGACACGCCAUGUGACUUAACCGUGGAGCACACUGAUGUCUGGUACGCCUUACAGCUCAAUCGCAAGAUCCGGCAAGGAAUUCACAACAGGGCGGUGCGCACAGAGAGGAUCAUCAGCAAGGAUAUUGCUCAUGGAUACGAACGCAUUUCUAUUCCUUGUGUGAAUGGAGUGGACGAAGAGCUUACUCCGGAUGACUAUAAAUAUGUGUCUGAGAACUGUGAGACGUCAGCCAUGAGUAUUGACCGCAACAUCACUCACCUCCAGCAUUGCAGCUGCCAGGAUGACUGUUCAUCUAGUAAUUGCCUCUGUGGCCAGCUCAGUAUCCGGUGCUGGUAUGAUAAGGAUGGUCGUCUUCUUCAGGAAUUCAACAAGAUUGAGCCUCCACUAAUCUUUGAAUGUAACCAAGCCUGUGCCUGCUGGCAGACCUGCAAAAACAGAGUGGUCCAGAGUGGCAUUAAGGUCCGGCUACAGUUAUACCGCACAGCGAAAAUGGGUUGGGGAGUGCGGGCUCUGCAAGCGAUUUCCCAGGGAACCUUUAUCUGCGAAUAUGUGGGAGAGCUAAUCUCAGACGCAGAGGCUGAUGUGAGAGAAGACGAUUCAUAUCUGUUUGAUCUGGACAACAAGGAUGGGGAGGUGUACUGCAUCGAUGCCCGAUACUAUGGCAAUGUUAGCCGUUUCAUCAACCACCUGUGUGAGCCCAACUUGAUUCCUGUCCGAGUCUUCAUGUCCCACCAGGACCUACGGUUUCCCCGCAUUGCCUUCUUCAGUGGGCGGGACAUCCGUGCGGGCGAGGAGCUCGGUUUCGAUUAUGGUGACCGUUUCUGGGACAUAAAGAGUAAAUACUUCACCUGUCAGUGUGGGUCAGAGAGAUGCAAACACUCGGCUGAAGCCAUCGCCCUGGAGCAGAGCCGCCUCGCCCGGCUGGAGGUUCCCGAUUCUGUGCCAGUGCCCGUGCCAGCUGUAGUGCCACAGCCUGUGUGAUGCUGUAGAAUUACAUGCCAGAGCUCAGCUCUUUUAACUCGUGCCGUGGGUUUCUCUGCAGAGCGCCUCUCCGUCGUGUCAGAGAUCCUGCUCAGCAUCUUCACUGUGCCCUGCCAGGCGGACUAAGGCACAUCUGCCCAUUGGACCUGCAGAGCAUUUUGACUUCCUUAAUGAAAUGGCGCUCCUGCAGAGUAUUGCUCUGUUAAGCGUCCUCCUGACUGAUCUAGGUCUUCUAAAGCGUCCAGUCUCUUAAAUAAAAAUAAAGAUCUUGACUUUUUUUUAUAUAUAAAUAAGAUGUCCACACUUUUGUUUGUUUCAUUCAUACAGUUUGUGAACUAUGAAAGCUACAUAGACUUCAGCCGUGUGCACUAGUCGCACAGUACAAGAAUAAACAGAGGCUAGAGGUGCAUUUGUUUGCAAUGCACUUUGUAGGAUCAGCAAUAUUUGCGCUUCUGUCAGCGUGUAUUCCAUUUCUGCUGCAGAACGCACAGCGUGAAGCAGAGGGCAGCUAUCUGGGAAAUGGAUUACUUUUGGCAGUGAUUAACGUCCGAAGUUAUGGGCGGGGCACAUGACUUUUUAAAUAGUUUGUUUUAAAAUGUAUGAUCACUGUUUAGUUAGGUAUAUACAAGUGUAUAGAAUUACAGUGGUAUGUGUAAACUUUACUGACCAGAACAGAGGUAGGGAACCUCCAGCACU